Messenger RNA from Aspergillus ibericus CBS 121593, 1449 nucleotides. Its product is annotated as Zn(II)2Cys6 transcription factor. The transcript is spliced from 4 exons. Bases 1 to 1449 code for a protein of 482 amino acids. The record is from RefSeq and is a predicted model, not a curated record. Gene Ontology annotation, biological process: regulation of DNA-templated transcription. Lineage: Eukaryota; Fungi; Ascomycota; Eurotiomycetes; Eurotiales; Aspergillaceae. Gene Ontology annotation, molecular function: DNA-binding transcription factor activity, RNA polymerase II-specific; zinc ion binding.
AUGGUUUACAGAGGCAAGCCCAGUCUGGGAUGUGAACUAUGCCGGAAGCGCCGGCUGAAUUGCGAUCGGCGUGAACCAUCGUGUUCGCAGUGCUUGCGGGUCAAUCAGGCAUGCUCCGGUUAUCGUGAUCCCAACACUCUGCGAAUUCUGGAUCAGUCCAAGGAAGUGGCUGUCAAAGCCCAGGCCCGACGAACUGCCUCCAAGUCGCCGCCUGCAGAUCGGACCACCGCACCCCGGACUGCUCCACCCAUCUCCCCGGACGAGCUAGCCAUGUCCUACAUCUUUACCCAUCUUGUCGGCACGACCCAGAGCCAGGGCGUCAUGUCGUACUUGCUAGAUCUUCUGCACGUGGACCCCUCGCCGGCGCUCCAAGCCACCAUCAAGGCUGUAGGACUGGCAAGCCUGUCUAGGUUGCCCGAGUCCAGGCGAGCAGCAGGGAAAGAAUACACCAUCGCUUUGCGUGCUACCAACGAUGCGCUCCGGGACCCAGUCUCGGCCAAAUCGGACUCCACCCUGGGGGCUGUUCUAUUGCUCAGCACUUACGAGAUGAUCACAUGUAAUCCCGCGGACAAAAUGGGUACCUGGAAGCACCAUGUGCAAGGCGCGACCAAGCUUCUGGAGCUCAGGGGCCUGGAGCAAUUGAACUCGCGCGCAGGGCUAGAGUUGUUUACCACCGUGCGAUUCCAAAAUGCAAUCAGUAGCAUCUUUUACCGAAGCUCGGAUCAUAAUACGCCAAAAAUGGCAGCGUUAUCCAAGGUCGCCCGAUCCAAGCGAAGUGAACAUUUCCAACCGAUUGAAAAUUUCUACGAUCUACUACUGCGACUGAGCGAAUUCUCUCUUCGCGUCGAUGGCGCGCAUCUGCAGCCCGAUCCGGUCCAGAACCUGCAACAGCUAAUCGACGAGGGCCUUCUCCUGGAUGCUGAUCUGGAAUCGUGGAAAACAUCGCUUAGUCCAUUCUGGUGGUAUACCAUCGUCGAAGACUCGCACCCUGGUUCUGAACUUGGUCCUAAUUUUCCCCAGCCUGGUGGCAAACAUCACGUAUACUACAAUGUCAACCUGGCCUCGAUGUGGAACCAUUAUCGGCAAGCCCGGAUCGUUCUCAACGAGAUGAUUCGAACCAUGUCCCUCCAUCUGUGGGAGCUACAGCCAUCAUCAGAAUGCCGACAGACGGUAUACCAGUCGUUGGCCGUCAUGAAACAAAUGGCGGAGGAUAUCUGUGCAACCCUUCCGUACCAUUUUACCUCUGGGGAGGCAGGAUUUGGGGCCCUGGUCCGAAUUAUGUGGCCUUUGUUCAUUGCAGGAUACUGCAAGGGUGCCGAUGCUGCCACCCGGGGAUAUAUUAUGCACGCCCUGGAUUUCAUUGGGAACACGGCGGGCAUGCAGCAAGCGGAUCACAUGGCGCAGAUGCUGCGAGAGGAGGUUACGAUGACGAUGAUUCCUGGGAGUUGA